AUGGGAAUCGAUCGUCCUGGUGAAGUCGGCGUAAGAGGACUGAAGCAACCGAAUGCUGCUACUCCACCUGACCCGACAAAUCCAAGCGCCUUCGAUAAGGAAAUGAAGUCCAUUGGCUUAUUCAAUAAAGAUCAUUUGUAUUUCAUUUACGCAAGUAUCGAUCACGACGGGGUACCUCCAGUGUUCCAGUCAAUCCCGGAAGAUCUCGAAAAAAUAUAA
Thelazia callipaeda (thelaziosis nematode) is the source of this 219-nucleotide messenger RNA. Lineage: Eukaryota; Metazoa; Nematoda; Chromadorea; Rhabditida; Thelaziidae. The record is from the annotation of a GenBank genome assembly.